Mercurialis annua (annual mercury) is the source of this 2415-nucleotide messenger RNA. RefSeq lists its product as uncharacterized. NCBI's taxonomy places the organism in Eukaryota, Viridiplantae, Streptophyta, Magnoliopsida, Malpighiales, Euphorbiaceae. The transcript is spliced from 2 exons. The coding region runs from base 1 to 2415 and encodes 804 amino acids. The record is from RefSeq and is a predicted model, not a curated record.
AUGGCCUCCGACAUAUCAACUAACGAUUUGUUUGUGCCGCAUAAUGAUAGUAUUGGUCGACCAGAAUGUGAGUGUCCUUAUUGCGGGGCUCUUUUCUGGCGCGCUGAAUCCAUCAAGCGAACAUCUAAACGCCAAUUUCCUGAAUUUGGUGCAUGUUGUAAAAACGGUAUGAUCAAACUACCGCUUUUGAAAACGCCGCCUCCGUUCCUAGAUUCAUUACUAAACGAUAAUGAAUUUGUCGAGUCAAAAAAAUUUAGAGAGCGCAUUCGCAUUUACAACUCUGUAUUUGCUUUUACUUCUGCCGGCGGACGUAUUGACUAUGAUAUUAACAAAAAACCAGGACCAUACGUUUUUCGCAUUUGCGGGCAAAACCAUCAUGUUAUAGGCUCACUUUUACCAGAUGAUGGUCAAAGACCAAAAUUUGCCCAACUUUAUGUUUUCGAUACUACUAAUGAAAUUGCUAAUAGACUAUCGUGCAUUGAACAUCAAAGCAAUUCAACAUCAAUUGAUCAAACAAUUAUUCACAGACUUAUACAAAUGUUGGAUCACCAUAAUGAGAUUGCUAAAUCAUUCCGAAUGGCUAGAGAUAGAUUUUCCGAAGAUUCCUUAGUCCCAAUUAAAUUGAAGUUGGUUGGAAGACGUGAAACUGAUACCUCCCAGUAUACUGCUCCCGUUGCAAGUGAAAUUGCAGGCCUUUUAGUUGGAGAUUUUGGAUACUACGAUAAAAAUAGGGACAUUGUCGUUGAGUACAAGACUGGCACACUGCGUCGUAUUAGCUCUCUGCAUCCAAGUUUUAUGGCAAUGCAGUUUCCUAUGUUAUUUCCUUAUGGCGAAAGUGGGUACAUGGUUGACAUUAAGUACUCUCCAACUACCUCUCCAAAAAAAAUUAAAUGCCAGUAUGUGACUAUGCGCGAAUAUUACGCAUACUACAUUCAACAACGUGCAUUAGACAAGUCUGCAUUACUGCGUGGUGGUAGGCUAUUUCAGCAAUUCAUCGUAGAUGCCUUCACGUGUAUAGAACAAGAGCGAUUGGAUUUUAUUAAAAGAAAUCAAACUGCCUUGCGCUCGGAAAUUUAUACUGGGAUACGAGAUGCAUUUUACCGUGGUGAUACAAACAGCACCGAUAUAGGUAAAAGCGUUAUCUUGCCAGCUUCUUAUACUGGAAGUCCUAGGUAUAUGAUGGAACAUUAUCAUGAUGCAAUGACAAUAUGUCGUUUCUAUGGGCAUCCGGACCUAUUUGUGACAUUUACAUGCAAUCCUGCGUGGGUUGAGAUACAACAGAUGCUUACUGUCAUAGAAGGUCAAAAGGUUGAGGACCGCCCUGAUAUCGUGGCCCGUGUUUUCAAGUUUAAAGUUGAUCAAUUUAGUAAGGAUAUCAAAGGCGGAAAGUAUUUUGGACCUGUGUCUGCCUUUUUGUAUACAGUUGAAUUCCAAAAGCGUGGUCUUCCUCACGUGCAUUGCCUAAUAUGGUUACCAAGAGAGAAAAAGCCUUUAACUGUAAAUGAGAUUGACACUUUCAUUAGUGCGGAAUUGCCAGAUCCUAUCACUGAUCCCUUAAGUCAUGCCUUAGUCACUAAAUUUAUGAUCCACGGUCCGUGUGGUGCACUUAAUGAAAAAUGCCCUUGCAUGCGCGGAGAGAUGAUGGGACUUUUUUUUGAGAAGAAUGGUAUUAAGCUAGAUAAUCGAUUCGUUGUUCCAUACAAUCCAAAACUGUUGACAGACUUUGUAGCUCAUUUAAAUGUUGAGUUUUGUUGUUACUCUUCAUUGGUAAAAUAUUUGUUCAAGUAUAUUAGCAAAGGUUCGGAUAGAAUCCGCGCUGUUCUUGAGACGGAUAAUGCGCCUAACCUAAGUAGCCCGACAAACGUUGAGCAUCGCGAUGAAGUGAAGAAUUUUCUUGACUGUCGAUAUAUAUCACCUUGUGAGGCAGCAUGGAGAAUUUUUGAAUUUCCUAUACACCACCGUGAACCAGCUGUUGAACGCUUGGUUGUUCACUUACCUAAUAUGAACUCGAUAUUUUUUAAUGGCCAAGUCGGGAUCCGACAGCUAUAUCAAAAUGAAGCCAUUAAAAAAACAAUGUUGACCGAGUGGUUUGAAGCUAAUUUGACUUUCCCCGAUGCUCGAACUCUGACAUAUGCGGAGUUUCCCACUAAAUGGACUUGGAAUUCAAAAGAUAAGCUAUGGAGUAAGCGAAAACGAGGUCGUAGCAUAGGACGCCUUACAUAUGUUCAUCCGAAUGCCGGAGAACUAUACUACCUGAGAAUGUUGCUGAAUUUGGUGAGGGGCCCAAGGAAUUUUGAGGAGCUUAAAACCAUUAAUGGAAUUCAAUAUCUAACUUUUCAAGCAACAUGCAUGGCUUACGGGUUACUUGGCGAUGAUAAGGAAUGGAUGCAUGUUUUAGAAGAAUCUGUGUUAUGA